This is a messenger RNA of Corythoichthys intestinalis (scribbled pipefish), 1918 nucleotides long. RefSeq names its product homeobox protein Hox-D11-like. The transcript has 3 exons. Lineage: Eukaryota; Metazoa; Chordata; Actinopteri; Syngnathiformes; Syngnathidae. Gene Ontology annotation, cellular component: nucleus. The record is from RefSeq and is a predicted model, not a curated record. The coding region runs from base 385 to 1113 and encodes 242 amino acids. Gene Ontology annotation, biological process: anatomical structure development; regulation of transcription by RNA polymerase II. Gene Ontology annotation, molecular function: DNA-binding transcription factor activity, RNA polymerase II-specific; RNA polymerase II cis-regulatory region sequence-specific DNA binding.
GGUGUGAUUCCCAUCCACCAAAGGCAAUUGGAGAUGGCUUGUUUUCCUUGAGAUGAUGUCAUCAGUUCAGACUGCGAGCCCCUACUGUGACUUUUAUGAAGAGACAGGAUCCCAAGGAAUGUUUUCUUUCUUUUUGGGCCAGAGAAGAAAAAUUCAAAAUAAAGUCAAACCCACGGAGGAAGUCUACGCCGCCCGGUCAUGGUCCUAACAGCAAAAACACUCGGUGCUUUUGUUUAAUUGUACCCUGCAGACUAAAAAAUGUGGGCAGGCUCAAGGUCAAAGUCUUAUUACGAUUUUUCCAAACGUCUCCCCAAUCGCCUCCAUAUAGCAGCUGCACUGAUCCUAUAUUUUAUGUGACAACAACCACCUCAACUGGAAAUAAAAAUGUAUUUACCAAACUAUAAUCAUCCGCCGUCUGAUUCGGGCUCGAUUGGCGCUGGUCUGUGGGAUCACAGUGCGGCGGCUCAUUCCGCGCGGUAUCGGGGCCUCCACAUCCAGGAGCCCCGCACUGAUCAUCUUCCCCGGGAAAUGUGGACAUUUUACCAAGCGGGUUCUUCCAUAACACCGCCACAAUUUUACCACUCCUAUCCGGAGAUCCGCACGACAGUUGACCCGAGUCAAGGUUGUGGUCUGUACGGUCGUGGAACCCCCGAACCACGUCUCCUCCCCCGGCGAGGAGGAAGCCGUUCAUCGGUAUUGGAUGUUGGGGGAGGAGCGGCGGGUGUGUCACUCGGGAAAUCGAGCGAGUGCAGCUGGGGAAGCGACGAGGUUAGGCCGGGGUGCAAGUCACUCGAGGCCGGGAGAAAGGACGAGGUCGACUCACUUUACCGCGUUGGUGGGUUUGGUAAAGGGCCGACAGUUUCAUCAGCGAGGAGGAGCAAGAAGCGUUGUCCCUACUCCAAGCAGCAGAUCCGCGAGCUCGAGAAGGAGUUCCUCUUGAACGUCUAUGUCAACAAACAGCGACGCACUCAACUCUCUUGUCUCCUGAACCUCAGUGACAGGCAGGUGAAGAUCUGGUUCCAGAAUAGAAGGAUGAAAGAGAAGAAGCUGGGUCAAGUGCAGUACUGCAGUAGACUUCAACCUCAAAUGGAUGCAUCAGUUGGAGAACUUUAGAUGGAUAUCAUCAUAAUGGGUUUACCUUAGUGUCCAGUAUAUGGUAGCAUUUUUGGCAAAAAAUGAGUGUGUAUUAUACAUAAGAAAUUAGACAAAGAAGAAUUGAUUUUAUUCCCAGAAAUGUUUGAUUGACAGUUAAAUGGGAUGUACUUUUAAAGCAUUCAGUGCACACGUACCCUGGAUUUAAGGCAUAGGUGACAAACAUAAGGCGCAGGGGCCAGAUGGCCUACACAUAAUUUUCUGUGACCUGCAAGAGUGAAUCAUGUUCAUCGACUUCAAGUUUCUUCUUAAAAUACCAAGAUUUAUGAUUGGUGUCACUUUUAAAAAUGCGGAGUUGAUCCAAGAUUUUUUUUUUAACCAAUCCCUCUUUUAAAAUAAAAUCUAAUAGGUUUUAAACAGAACAUUUUUACUGGGUGCUAAUUUCAAAACCCAUUAUAUGGUAUAUGCUUGCUGCUCCGUCCUCUAAAUGUAGACAUUGUGCAUGUAAAAUUUGUCAUUCUGCAAGGAAAUUUGUCAUCAACUUGACCCUAGUGGAAAUUUACCAUUACUCAAUUUUCAUUGCACACCCUUAAGUAUUCUAUUUGAGACCCUAAAAUAUCAGGUGAGGAGGCUACUGCGCUCCAAUUUAUAAAAAAAAAAUCUAUCUGGCAGCCUAUAUAAUGUGAUGAAUACGCAAUAAAUAUUAGGCCAUCAUACAUUUAUAAAGGUAUGCCUGAGCAGAAGUCAUAAUGAAUAAAGAAAAUAAUGCCUGGUAUUAUUGUUAUAUAAUUUUAUUCACACUUCCACGAGCGGUAUUUGAAAUAAC